AUGCACUUGAAGCUCAAGAUGACACUAGCGAAUAUUCAACCGAUGAAGGAAGGUCGCUUGUAUCCAUCAUACGGCAAACACGACUAUGGCAUGCCAAUAGACGAAAAAGAAUUGGAUCGCAACGACCUCCAACACCACAAAUACACUCUCCUACUCAAAGAUCGAUUAUAUGUUGCACCCAUUUCGGAAGACACCCUUGCCGAUGCAAACAGCCGGGUCCUGGAUCUAGGAACCGGUACCGGGAUAUGGGCCAUGGACAUGGCGGACAAGUAUCCCAACACGGAAGUCAUCGGCGUAGACAUCGCGGCUACACAACCACCAUUCGUUCCACCAAACUGCGUUUUCGAGAUUGAUGAUGUGGAAGAAGACUGGCCGUAUAGACCGAACCACUUUGAUUUCGUCCAUGGCCGCGAUCUCAUGACUGCUGUGCGCGACUGGCCCCGUCUGAUAAGUCAAGCAUACGCGCACCUCAAACCAGGUGGCUGGAUCCAACUAGCUAGCACAAUCCCUGGCGCCCUGUCCGACGACAACACCAUACCGCCCAACAGCGGCUACGUAGAAUCAGGACGUCUUUAUUUCGAAAUCGCAGAGAAAAUGGGCGCGCCACUCGAUGCACCACGGUCCUGGGCCGCGCAAAUGAAAGACGCAGGCUUCACCAACGUGCAAGAUGAGGUAUAUAAGUUACCCAUGGGCCCUUGGCCGCGGUCAAAAAGGUUGCGUACGAUUGGAAAGUUGGAGCAGAUUAUGAUAUUAGAAGGAGGCUUUGAAGCGUACAUGCUGCGGGGUUACACGCAGGUACUAGGAGGGAAUGCUGAUGACUUGCAGAUUAUUCUUGCGCUCGCGAAGAGGGAGGUUAGGGAUCCGAGUAUACAUACUUAUGUGCAGUUUCAUAUUACGUAUGGGCAGAAACCGAUGUAG
Alternaria postmessia is the source of this 918-nucleotide messenger RNA. RefSeq lists its product as uncharacterized. Gene Ontology annotation, molecular function: methyltransferase activity. The record is from RefSeq and is a predicted model, not a curated record. The coding region runs from base 1 to 918 and encodes 305 amino acids. Lineage: Eukaryota; Fungi; Ascomycota; Dothideomycetes; Pleosporales; Pleosporaceae. The transcript has 2 exons.